Phoenix dactylifera (date palm) is the source of this 2094-nucleotide messenger RNA. Lineage: Eukaryota; Viridiplantae; Streptophyta; Magnoliopsida; Arecales; Arecaceae. The record is from RefSeq and is a predicted model, not a curated record.
GAUAUUAAAUGGUGUGAUUAGCAUAUGAAGGAUGCGAAAUUUUCUUAAUCUGAUGAUCUUGAUGCUGGAAAAAUUGUGUAGGUUGAUAUGGCGCGAGGGCGUGGUCGGGGGCGUGCCAGGAGGCCGACCCGAUUUGCAGAUGGCUCCACGGCUUGGGCACCCUCUGGACAGCAGGAAGAUACCUCAUCCACGCCGACUCGGAGUGUGCCACAGCAGGAGCACACUAUGGACCCUACUGGUAGUACUCCAGAGAUGGGAGCUCCGGAGAUUGGGACAUCCGAAGGACCAAGUAUUCAGCUUGAGGAGACGAUAAGUGCUUCACAGUUGAUGCAAAUGAUGGUGCAACAGCAGGCUGCUGCCAGGGAAGAUAUAAUGAGGAUGGUAGAGGUGCAGCAACAGUUCUUGCAGCAACAGUUGCAGCAGCAGCAAGCUAUGUAUCAACAACAGCAGCAACAACAGUUCCAAGGCACUACAGCUCAGCCGGAGCACCGAGUCAGUCUGUUGGAUUUUCAGAGGUAUGCACCCCCAGCAUUUAAAGGUACAGCUGACCCGAUGGAGGCUGUGAGCUGGCUGAAACAGAUGGAGAAAGUCUUUCAAGCUCUGAGGUGCCCUGAUGAGGAGAAAGUUCUUUUUGCCACAUUUAUGUUACAGGGUGAGGCAGCUGACUGGUGGGAGAUGGAGAAAGGGAAGCUUGGUCCGGAUGAUGCCCCCUUCAUUUGGGAAGAAUUUAAAAAGGUUUUUCAUGAGAAGUAUUUUCCCCAGGGUAUCCGAUUCCAAAAAUAUAGGGAGUUUGACCGACUGGAGCAGGGUGAUAUGACAGUUGCUCAGUAUGCAGCAAAGUUUGAAGAGAUGUCCCGAUAUGCUCCGACUUUGAUAUCAGAGGAAAGUGAUCGAGCAAGGAAAUUUGAAAAUGGGCUCAGGGGAAGGAUUCAACAACAAGUCGCUGCUUUUGAACUAUCUAGUUACAAAGAUGUGGUCAACAAAGCCCUAGUGAUAGAAAAAGGGCUUGACAACGCCCAGGCUGCUAGAGAAAAGAAUAUGAAGAAAAGGUUUCGAUCUACUGAUUCUCCGAGCCAAAAUAGUAGACCUUUCAAGUCGAAGGAUCAGAGACCGAACCAAGUUGUCACCAGAGAUAAAGGACAAGCUCGAAGUGCUAUUAGAUGCUACCGCUGUGGAGGACCUCAUCUUAAGCGAGACUGCACCUGGAUUGGAGGGCCAUGUUUUUCUUGUGGUCAAGAAGGGCAUAAGGCUGUUGUUUGUCCUAGUGGGAAGGAACAGCAGAGGCGACAGGCACCUCAGUCUUCUCAGAGAGCCCCUGGAAAUCGAGCACCUCAGGAGGGACAACAACAAGAGGGAGGGCAGCAGAGGCCUAGGACCCAGGGUCGGAUUUAUGCACUCACAGAGCAAGAUGCCAAGGCUUCUAAUUCAGUGGUGACAGGCAUGAUUAGGUUAAUGUCAUAUGAUGCAAAUGUUUUAUUUGACUCUGGUGCUACCCACUCAUUCAUAUCGGCCAAUUUUGUUAGAAAGAAUACUGAAAUAUCACCAGUGCCAUUAGAAUUUGAUCUAUGUGUCUCAACGCCAAGUGGAGAUGUUAUAUUAGUUAAUUCAGUUUGCAAGAACUGUAUAUUGGGCGUUGAGGACAGGGAAAUGAAUGCAGACUUGUUGGUCUUAGAGAUGAAUGACUUUGAUUUGAUUCUUGGAAUGGACUGGUUGGCAGCAUACCAUGCUACUGUUGAUUGUUUUGAGAAAACGAUCAAGUUUCAGAUCCCUGGUCAGCCAGUGUUUGGGUUGGUGGGUAGCAAGUCACCUCAUCAAAUGAAAUUAAUCUCAGCUCUACAGGCUAAGAAGCUUCUCGCAAAAGGUUGUGAAGGAUUCUUAGCUGCUGUGUUAGAUACCCAGAAAGAGGAGCCCAAGUUAGAGAAUAUCCCUGUGGUGGCAGAAUUUCCAGAUGUGUUUCCAGAUGAAUUGCCAGAAUUACCCCCUGAUAGGGAGAUUGAAUUCUCCAUCGACUUGAUUCCUGGCACUGGUCCAAUUUCAAAGGCUCCAUAUCGAAUGGCUCCAGCUGAAUUGAAAGAGCUGAAGGAACAACUAUAG